ACUCAACUUUCCCAGACUAUUUUGAUUGAGUAAUCUACGAGUAUUACACCAAGAAAUUAUAAAAUUACAUAUUCGCUUUACUCUUCGGGGGUACUUCGAUUGAAUUUAUCUCUGCAAAACUAGAAUCUAGUGUCAGAUAGAGCCGUUCUAACGCACUGAUUUAGAUACUUUGGACGUUUGCUAGGAGCACUUCCACAAUGUUCUUCACUUUUGUCAUAGUCCUGUUAUCGUUACUCAUUUUCCUAGAUUGGGUGAACAAAAAACGUCGAAAUGAUAUCAUUUCUGGGAUGCCAGGGCCAAUAGCCAUCCCUAUCUUCGGCACUUUCUUCAUCUUCACCUUAAGGAGCGCAAAAGAUGUUAUGCGGGUUAUGACUCAAAAUAGUGAAUUCUAUAAUGGUUUAUCGCGGGCAUGGGUCUUUGACAAACUAUCGGUUAUGAUGACGCGGCCGAAGGAUCUUGAAGUGGUUUUAAGUAGUACGAAAUACAUCAAGAAGAGCGUUUUAUAUGAUUUCCUUAACUCAUGGCUCGGUCAAGGAUUACUAACCAGCACAGGAUCGAAAUGGCAUUCAAGGCGAAAGGUUAUUACUCCGGCGUUUCACUUCAAGAUCUUGGACCAAUUUGUAGAAAUCUUCGAUCAACAAAGUGCCAUUCUAGUGAAACAGUUGAGCAAGCACUCCAAUGAUGAGAAAGCUUUCAACGUGUAUCCUUAUAUCACUUUGGCUGCAUUGGAUGUUGUUUGUGAGACCGCCAUGGGUGUUAAAAUAAACGCUCAAAGCGAUUCUAAUUGCGAAUAUGUCCGCGCAGUAUCUGAUAUAACGGAAAUUGUAAUGCAUCGUUUCGCCAACAACUUUUUGCAGAAUGAUUUGAUUUUCAGUAUAUUUGCUUCAAAGGAAAGGCAAAGGCAGGAUGAGGCUCUCAAAGUGCUACAUGACUUUACCGAUACAGUGAUUCAACAAAGACGCAUUUCCUUGACACAAGAGCUGGCGGAAAAGAAAGCAAAUGAAACCAAUGAUGAUGACAUUGGAACUAAAAAGAAGAUACCAUUACUUGAUGUACUGCUUCAAUCCCAUAUCAAUGGUAAACCGCUCUCAAACGCAGAUAUCCGAGAAGAAGUCGACACAUUUAUGUUCGAGGGCCAUGAUACCACUACAUCGGGCAUCUGUUAUACCUUGUAUCUAAUAUCACGUCAUCCCGAUGUUCAGGCAAAAAUGUUCGAAGAGAUUCGUCAAGUUAUUGGGGACGAUAAAGAAAAACCAGUAACCCAAAGUGAUCUGCAAGAGUUAAAGUAUGUGGAAUGUGUUAUAAAGGAGAGCCUAAGGCUGUUUCCACCAGUGCCAAUAGUUGCAAGAGAAUUCACAGAGGAUACAUCUAUCCGUGGCUAUGGUAUCCCAGCUGGAACUGAAUUGACGAUACCAAUUUUCAUCAUAUUAAAGGAUGCGGAAAGCUUCCCGGAACCUGAAAAAUUCGAUCCCAAUCGUCACAACAUUGAAAGUUCUGCCGAAAAAUUAAAUCCCUACGCCUACAUUCCAUUCAGUGCAGGACCUCGGAAUUGUAUUGGACAGAAAUUCGCCAUGCUUGAGAUGAAAAGUACAAUAUCGAAAGUGCUAAGACACUAUGAACUGUUACCGUUGGGAGAGGAUCCGGAUCCAGUGAUAAAUCUUGUUUUAAGAUCAACGAAUGGUAUUAAUAUUGGCAUUAAACCAAGGGUGUAUUAUGAAACCCAGUCAAUCCGGUUGCAUUUCCUUCGAUUCAGUACCUUCAAGUACAUUCCAAAAAGACAAUAUUUAGAAACUUCGAAGCUUUCCGAAAUGCUGUUCACUUUAGCCAUAGUGGUUUUAUCAUUACUUGUUUUCCUGGAUUGGGUGAACAAAAAACGUCGUAAUGAUAUGUCUUCAUGGAUACCAGGACCAAUAAACAUACCUAUCUUCGGCACCCAUCUCAUUUUCAGAAUGAGGAGCGCAAAAGAUGUUAUGCAGAUUAUGCUGGAGGGUAGUAAGCUCAACGAUGGUUUAUCGCGGGCAUGGAUCGGUAACAAACUAACAGUAAUGAUGACUCGGCCCAAGGAUCUUGAAGUAGUUUUAAGCAGUACGAAACACAUCAAAAAGGCCGUUUUAUAUGAUUUCCUUAAUUCAUGGCUCGGUCAGGGAUUAUUAACCAGCACAGGACCGAAAUGGCAUUCAAGGCGCAAGGUUAUUACUCCGGCGUUUCACUUCAAGAUCUUAGAACAAUUUGUAGAAAUCUUCGAUCAGCAAAGUGCAAUUCUAGUGAAACAGUUGAGCAAGCACUCCAAUGCUGGUAAAGCUUUCAAUGUGUAUCCUUAUAUCACCUUAGCUGCAUUGGAUGUGGUUUGUGAAACUUCCAUGGGUGUUAAAAUAAAUGCUCAAAGUGACGCUUACUGCGAAUAUGUCCGCGCAGUUUCUGACAUAACAGAAAUCGUGAUGCAUCGUUUCUCAAACACCUUCUUGCAGAAUGAUUUGGUUUUCAGUAUAUUUGCUCCAAAGGAAAGGCGAAGGCAGGACGAGGCUCUCAAAGUGCUACAUGACUUCACCGAUACAGUGAUUCAACAAAGACGUAUAUCCUUGGAACAAGAGCUGGCUGAAAAAAAUCCAAAUGAAACCAACGAUGAUGACAUUGGACUUAAAAAGAAGAUACCGUUACUUGAUGUCCUGCUUCAAUCCCAAAUCAAUGGUAAACCGCUCACAAAUGAAGACAUCCGAGAAGAAGUCGACACAUUCAUGUUCGAGGGUCAUGAUACCACUACAUCGGGUAUUUGCUAUGCAUUGUAUCUAAUAUCACGUCAUCCCGAUGUUCAGGCAAAAAUGUUCGAAGAGAUUCGUCAAGUCAUUGGAGACGAUAAGGAAAAACCAGUAACCCAGAGUGAUCUACAGGAGUUGAAGUAUGUUGAAUGUGUUAUAAAGGAAAGCCUAAGACUGUUUCCACCAGUGCCAAUAGUUGCAAGGGAGUUCACAGCAGAUACAACUAUCCGUGGCAAUAGGAUCCCUUCAGGAACUGAAUUGACAAUCCCAAUUUUCAUUAUACUGAAAGAUCCACUAUGUUUCCCAGAUCCUGAAAAAUUCGAUCCGGAUCGUCACAACCUGGAAAAUGCUGUAGAAAAACUUGACCCUUACGCCUACAUUCCAUUCAGUGCAGGACCUCGAAAUUGUAUUGGACAGAAAUUCGCUAUGCUUGAGAUGAAAAGUACAAUAUCUAAAGUGCUGAGACACUAUGAACUGUUACCGUUUGGAAAGGAUCCGGAUCCAGUAAUAAAUCUUAUUUUGAGAUCAACGACUGGUAUUAAUAUCGGCAUUAAACCAAGGGUGUAUUAGUUUUUAAAUGAACUUUAUAAAUGUUUUCUAUGUUAAUAAUAAAGUUACCAAAACCGAA
Molecule: messenger RNA, 3384 nt
Organism: Hermetia illucens (black soldier fly)
Lineage: Eukaryota; Metazoa; Arthropoda; Insecta; Diptera; Stratiomyidae
Exons: 14
Coding region: 198-3326 (1042 amino acids)
Molecular function (GO): heme binding; monooxygenase activity; iron ion binding
Source: RefSeq, a predicted model, not a curated record